This is a messenger RNA of Delphinapterus leucas (beluga whale), 667 nucleotides long. The record is from RefSeq and is a predicted model, not a curated record. NCBI's taxonomy places the organism in Eukaryota, Metazoa, Chordata, Mammalia, Artiodactyla, Monodontidae.
ACGCGCGGUAACGGUCGAAUGGUGGAGUUGGUACGUUUUGCGGUUCCCGUCGCGGGUGAGAAAACCUUGCUGGUGUGGGAGCUGAGCUCUGGACCCACGGCCGAGGCCUUGCAACAUUCUCUGUUCACAGUCUUCUCCCAGUUUGGCCUUCUGUAUUCGGUCCGAGUCUUCCCAAACGCAGCAGUGGCCGGUCCUGGGUUCUGUGGCAUCAUCAAGUUUUAUUCAGCAGGGGAUGCCCACAGAGCCCAAAAGGCAUGCGACCAGAAGCAGCUUUUUCAGACAUCUCCAGUGAAGGUGGGUCCAAAUGUGGAAUUCCUCGCUCUACUGGGAUGAAGUGCUGAAUUUAAAACUAAUAGGCCAUCGGGAAUUCCCUGGCGGUCCAGUGUUAGGACUCUGCACUUUCACUGCUGAGGGCCCGGGUUCAAUCCCUGGUCGGGGAACUAAGAUCCCAGCGGGAGGCGGGGGCGGGGGGAAAGGCCAGCAUUUGUACAGCACUGUGGUGUACAGAAUGCUCUCAGAUUCACUGCUCCACUGAUCCCCCAGUUCCCCAGAUCUUUCUUUCUUUUUUUUAGAUGAAGAAACUCGAACUCAGGAUGGUUAAGUGACUUACUUAAGGUUCAUGACAGUACAUGUGGAAACUAGAGGCCAAACCCAAAGUUAACUGAUG